This is a messenger RNA of Hevea brasiliensis (rubber tree), 2062 nucleotides long. RefSeq names its product MLO-like protein 12. Gene Ontology annotation, cellular component: membrane. The transcript is spliced from 15 exons. Bases 198 to 1922 code for a protein of 574 amino acids. Gene Ontology annotation, biological process: defense response. The record is from RefSeq and is a predicted model, not a curated record. NCBI's taxonomy places the organism in Eukaryota, Viridiplantae, Streptophyta, Magnoliopsida, Malpighiales, Euphorbiaceae.
AUUGCGACACUUAUCUAUAACCAGACACAAUCUCUCUACCUCUUCUGCGCAUCCGCACAAAUUUUUGCAUAGGGCAUAAUAGAACUUUGCAUACACAAGAGGUAACUUUGCCAAUAGCAUCUUCUGCAUUUCGUCCUUUUGAACAUUUUUUGGCCAUUUCUUGGAGAGUCUCUGCAUCAAGAGGAAGCUUUACUACUAUGUCUGAUACUGGAAAAGAACGUUCUCUGGGGGAGACGCCGACAUGGGCUGUUGCUGUGGUCUGCCUUGUGAUGAUUGCUAUUUCAAUCUUGAUUGAGCAUGUGUUUCAUUUGAUAGAAAAGUGGUUUAAGAAGAUGCAUAAGCCAGCUCUUGUGGAAGCUCUUGAAAAGAUUAAAGCAGAGCUGAUGCUUAUGGGAUUUAUAUCCUUGCUCCUAACCGUACUACAAGGUCCUAUCUCUGAAAUUUGCAUUUCAGAGAGUACUGCAUCCACCUGGCACCCUUGCAACAAGAAUCAGCACAAGAGUAAGACAGGAACAGAUUCUAAAGAUAAUAAUCGAAGACUUCUUCAGUUCUUAGAUACUGGAGCAAGUACUAGACGUUAUUUAGCAGCAAAAUCCGGAAAUAAAUGUGAUGAGGGUGAAGUAGCCUUUGUAUCAGCAUAUGGGAUUGACCAGCUCCACUAUUUCAUCUUUGUACUAGCAGUUGUUCAUGUUCUCUACUGCAUAAUUACCUAUAUUUUGGGCAAAACCAAGAUGAGAAGGUGGAAGAGUUGGGAGAAUGAGACAAAGACAAUUGAGUAUCAAUACCAUAAUGAUCCAGAGAGGUUUAGGUUUGCAAGGGAUACAUCAUUUGGAAAAAGACAUUUGAAAUUAUGGAGUCGGUCGACAGUUUUCAUUUGGAUUUUGUGUUUCUUUAGACAAUUCUUUGGAUCAGUCACCAAGGUUGAUUACCUGACACUGAGACAUGGAUUUAUCAUGGCACAUUUGGCCCCUGGAAGUGAAACAAGAUUUGACUUCCAAAAAUACAUAAACAGAUCACUUGAAGAUGACUUUAAAGUUGUGGUGGGGAUCAGUCCAGUUUUAUGGGUUAUUGCAUGUUUGAUGAUGCUAACCAGCACAAAUGGUUGGUAUGCUUAUCUAUGGUUACCAUUUAUCCCCUUAGUUAUAAUCUUGGUGGUAGGGGCUAAGCUGCAAGUGAUCAUAACUAAAAUGGGGCUAAGGUUUCAAGAGAGAGGAGAUGUAGUUAAGGGUGCUCCUGUGGUUCAACCUGGCGAUGACCUCUUCUGGUUCGGUCGCCCACGCCUCAUUCUGUUCCUUAUUCACUUGGUUCUCUUUCAGAAUGCAUUUCAGCUGGCUCUCUUUGCAUGGAGCGUGUGGAAAAUUGGAUCUGGCUCUUGCUACCAUGAUCGCAAAGAAGAUAUUGCAAUCAAAGUUACAUUGGGGGUCAUCAUACAGGUUCUAUGCAGUUACGUGACUCUGCCUUUGUAUGCUCUAGUGACACAGAUGGGUUCUAGCAUAAGACCAACCAUCUUUAACGACCGAGUAGCAGCAGCACUCAAGAACUGGCACCAUGACGCCAAGAAACAUGCUAAACACAGCAAACAUUCUGAGUCUCACACACCAAUGUCAAGCAGGCCAGCAACUCCUACAUACGGCAUGUCGCCGGUCCAUUUCUUGCAUAACUACCGUAGCAGUACUGCUCCUGAUAGCUUACAGAAUUCUCCAAGAAAUUAUAACUAUGACAUGGAUAAUUGGGACCCUGAAGCACUAAAUUCAGUACAUAACGAGCUGCAAACUGAUGAGUCUCCCGAGCACAUUGAAAAUCCUGAGGUUAGGUACGACAACACCGAAGUUGAAGAGCCAAAUUCUAACUCAAUAACGCAAGUGCGUCCAGCCCAACGUGAAAUUGGUGUCAGCUUAAGAGAGUUCACAUUCAAGAAUUGAUAAAGAACAUGGAAAAUAGAUUAUUUUUCAGGCUAAACCUUGUUUAUUGCAUGUGUACAUUUCUUGUACAUGAAAGCACAUAAUCUUGUACUUAUUUAAGGCAGCACCUUGUAUUUUUGUUGUUAGAGCACAUCAUCUCA